This is a messenger RNA of Aspergillus pseudonomiae, 1587 nucleotides long. RefSeq names its product Alpha/Beta hydrolase protein. Bases 1 to 1587 code for a protein of 528 amino acids. The transcript is spliced from 4 exons. Lineage: Eukaryota; Fungi; Ascomycota; Eurotiomycetes; Eurotiales; Aspergillaceae. The record is from RefSeq and is a predicted model, not a curated record.
AUGUAUCCAAAUCUACUCUUGUUUCUGAUCACAAUAUCCUCCCUUCUCCCUGCCAUCACCGGCCAAACCUUCCCCAAGAUAGACCUAGGCUAUGCUAUCCACAACCCAACAUUCAUCAACACUACCGAAUCUGGUGCCAAAAUCGGCCUAUACAACAACAUCCGCUUUGCGCAGCCACCCACCGGCAACCUCCGCUUCCGUAAACCAGUCACUCCCCCGUCCCACGAAGAUGGCAUCCAGGAUGGUCGAGAUCGACUCACAAUCAGUGACUGCGUUAGUACUGUGCAUCCACAGGCUCCAUACCCGGGGAUAAAUGGGACCUCCUGGGGGCAGGAGGAUUGUCUUUUCCUGAAUGUGUGGGUGCCGGAGGGUGUGCGCGAGGGGGACAAUGUGCCGGUUAUGCACUGGCUGCACGGGAGUGCGUUUGCAUUUGGAAGUAAAGACAUGUUUGGGGAUGGGUUUGGUCUCAUGGAGUCGACCAAGGGAGGGGACGAUCGGUUUAUCUUUGUGGCGAGUAAUUACCGGAUGGGGUUGUAUGGGUGGGUAUCCUCUGCGCACGAAGAUAUGGAUGCCAAUGUGGGGCUCCAUGAUGGUAUUGCGGCGCUGGAGUGGACAAAGAAGUACAUCUCUCGAUUUGGUGGUGAUCCUGCCAAUAUCACUGUCGGGGGGCAGAGCGCGGGUGCGGCUAUGAUUGCCAUGAUGCUUGUAGGGAAUGGUGGAAAUGGUACUCUUCCUUUCCAGAAAGCAUUUCUGUCAUCCCCUGCUCUCAUGCCGAGAAGGAACGUAACAGAGCGUCGCCAAGAGGUCUAUGAUCAAGUACUACAAACUGGGAACUGCUCAUCUCUCGCCUGUCUUAGAAAUGCAUCGCCAUCGACCCUAGCUGCCAUGAAUAAAAAAGCCCUAGAACUCCCUGGCGGCUCGGGAGGAGGCGCCCUGGGUCCUGGAAUUGGUAUCGGUCCGUUCCCAGACGGGAAAUACCUACUCGAUGCAGUCCCUGUUAUGCUCCAACAAGGCCGAUAUCACAAGAAUAUCAAAGCAGUAAUGUCUGGGAACAUGGCAGCAGAGGGAUUUGGGAUGACUACAGAUGUCAGCACGUACGAAGACUUUGCCACGUUGGUCCGACGCCUGGUCCCAGGAGCUACUAAUGCCACCGUUCGGCAUAUCCGGGACAUGUAUCCCUUCCCAGACUCUCAGAUUCAACUGGCUGCAAACUCUUGGACGACUGAUGCAGUGUUUGCCUGCAAUGCGAGAGCUGUUGCAAAGGCUUAUGGAAAUAGAACCCAACGGUAUCUAUUUUCGGUGCCGCCAGCUAUACAUGGAUUGGAUUCGUUCUACUAUUUCUACAGAUCCGGUGCUGAAUUGCCUGUUCCUGUAAAUGUUUCUCUCGCCAGACAAUUUCAGUCAGAGGUCGUAAAGUUUACUACAGGAAAGUCAAACCAGGAUAAAAGGACAUCUAACUGGCCUUUGUAUGCCCCAGGGGCAAAGAUGAUCAAUGUCACACUCGAGGGAAUUGAACAGAGCGUUGACCCUUCGGCUAACUGUGAGAUUAUCUUGAAGACUAUCAUGGACAAGAGAAAUGGGGCAUGA